UAAGGAUCAAAUUUGUUGAUAGUUAACAAAUACCUAUCAGUAUAUUUUUAAUAAUGUAACACAUUGCUGUGCUGUCCGAUAAGUGUUGUUGGUAUUCAAUACUUCCAGUAUAAGAGUAGACGACACAAAAAAGGAUUGAAACGUGAAUAGACUCAAUUUUACUCAAAUGCAUGAGGUGUUUGCUUCAUAUAAAUCAUAAUCCAAGAAAUGUGCCGUAAAUUCAUAUCAAAAGGAAAUGUUUUGCUGAAGAAGGACUUAUAUCAGAUUAUACCUUCUUAGUUCCAGUGAUCAUCAAAUGAUACAUCAAAAUGUAUGAAGUGUUUGUUCUAUAUGAUGAUACAGAUUGUUUUACUCAUAAAACUCUUUAUCCUGCUUUCGAAAAUCAAAAGCUAGAAUAUUGUUCAUUUAAUCACUUUCCAGAAAAGACAAUAUUUGGUACCCUUAAGGCAUUAGAUCCCUUUCCUAAUAAAAUUCUUAUAAUAUUAUCGGACGAGUUAUGUCAGGAUGAAAUUAAAAAUAAUACUAUUGAAUUUGUUCUGUCAUGUGCCAGCAUAAUGUACGGAAGUGUCAAUAAAGUUUUUGAUCGCGUUAUCACUUUUAUAACUACUGGAUCAAUAACUAAAGAAAAUGGGUUAUUUCCACUGCUGAAAACUACUAUAAUUCAUAACAACUCAGCAGCUUCCAUCACGGAUCUUGUAUCAGAAAUCAGAUUACAGAUAAUGCCAUUUUGUACAAUUCUGGCCAAAAAUGGUCUUGUUGAAACUUUAGGUUUGCAUGGAUUAAGCAUGAAACAUUUAGAAUCAGAAAUAUUUGGUCUUAUGAUUUCAACACAAACUCUUUGUUUACAAAUCGACUUGGAUGAAUAUUUCAGAUAUCGACAAAAACAUCAGGAUCACAAAACCGUAGACGUUUUGGGACAAAGACACGUUUUGCGAAGUCCUAAUACUAAGGUUUUGAUUAUACUAGAUAAUAACUCAAACAGAUUCAAAGAAGCCGUGUCAGAUAUUUCUGAUAUUUGUUCGUCUUUAAUUUGUUACACUCGAGACUUUGAACCUGUAGAAUUAGUGUGUUCUGUUGCUGGAAAGUAUGAUUCUGCUGAAGAAAACUUUCUCAUGGACAUUUACCCAAAUGCAUGGUACGGUUUUACACGAAAAGCUGUUACUGAUAUUGAACAACCGCGUUUUGAAAAUUAUAGUAGUGUUGAAGAAAGAAGGAAUUCAUUUCCUCCAGCGUGGAUUAAAAGUGAUCUAGAUCAGGUAAACAAAAUAGCCCAGGCUGGUUUUUUCUACCCAGGAGUUGGAUUAAAUGGACAGUGUUAUUCCUGUAGUGGUUGGUUCAGCAAUGUAAAAUAUCAUACAAAUCCGCUUACUAAACAUGCUUCCCAAUACCCAGAUUGUAAAUUCAUCAAAGAAACUUUAUCAGAGGAAGAAAUACAGAAUGCAAUUUUACAAUUCAACGAUGUUAAUACCAAAAAUAAUUUUGCAUCUCAACUUGAAAAAACGUAUUGCACUUUAAAAUCUAGAAAGGAAACCUUUAAAGCUAGUGUUUGUAAUAUAAGUGCAUCGGAUGUAGAACGAUGGGCAGAAGCUGGAUUUUAUUGUGUUGCGUUGAAUACUAUUCAGUGCUUCAAAUGUUGCGUUAGACUCUUUCAAAUUCCACAAAAUGUAAACAUUUGGACAAUACAUGCAAAUAUAUCUCCCAAAUGUCCUUACAUGUAUGAAAAGAAGGGAAAAGAAUUUAUUUCAGAUUUACGCCUUUCUAAGAAACUUUCAAUUUGUCCAAAGCAAACAAUAAUAACAAUUAAGGGAAUGGAUUACAGUACUCAAACUGACACUGAAGAAGACAAUACCCAAACAGACACUGACGAAUAUCUUUUCAGACCAUGGUAGUAAAAAACAGGUCAUUACAUGACAGAGAUAUGUUGAGCUACCGUGGCAAAUGUAACAUUUUUGUUUGAAUAACCUGGUCUGUUAAUUAUGUUAUUUUAUAGUUGUACUGUUUAUAAUACUUUAUGCUUAUAUAACACUAGAAAAAAACAUGCAAGAGCUCAGGUUGGAGACUACUGAAAAUGUUUAUACUAAUACACAGCUGAGGUUGGUGUUUCUCAAACAACAUUGAUGCACUAAUGCAAUAUGGUGAUAGUUUUGAUUCGUUUGUCAGUUUUUCUUCCAUGGGAGUUUAAAUGUCCAAUUUUAAGUUUCUGUCUCAGUGUUAUAGUAGUGCUCCCAGAAAGGAGGGAAUAACUCAAAUGAAAGAGGAGGACAACCUAAAACACUGAUGAUUAAUCAUUUCUUCAUUGGUGCGAGUUUGUGUUUUUGUUUUUUUUAAUUGGUGCAUUCUGUCUCCGGGUUGUCCGAGAAAUGAGAAAUUUACUAAGAGAAAAAUAAAACAAUCUACUUAUUUAACACAUUUCUUCGAUUUUGUUUUGAAGCUCUUAUUCAUGCACUAAUGCAUUAUGUUGAUAGUUUUGAUUAGCCUUUGUAAGUUCUUCAUCAAGGAGUUUGGAUGUCCAAUUAGAAAAUUUAGAAUCAAAAAGUUUUGGUCUUUUGAUAUCAACCCAAAAUGGAGUCAGGAGUAUGACAGUUGUUAUACAUGUGUUUGGUGUAGUUGUGCUUUUGAUUUUGCCAUUUGCUAAGUGACUUUCUGUUUAGAAUAUUCCUCGCAGUUCGAUAUAGUUAUACUUUUUACUGUAUAAAAAUGACUCGGACGGUUUUUUAAAAAGAUUGACAAAAGCAUCAAAAUCACCGUAAUGAAGACAUGUUGGGAAAGUGACAUAAAGUUUUACUUGUACAAAACAAUAUCUUUAACAAAUUUCAGGAAUCCGUGUUCAACAUUUUUAAUUCUAAUAUAUGUUAUAGAGUGAAAUUAAACAAUGGAUUAACAAAGGUAUGAUGGUUUUAAAUAUAAUUUCUGAUAAAAUUUAACUAAAUGGGUGGUAUAAAAUUUAACAAAACGAGAUUAAUUGUAUUACAAAGGCAUUCUUAGAAAGAUAAAGUAGAGAUGAAGAAUCAAACAUUUCGUUUCCAACAAAAUAGAUUUAGGAUUAUUAAGAUACGCUUAAAUAACUUUGUACAUGCUGUUUUCUUGUACUAUUGAGUCGACCCAAUGAACAGUGUUAUCAUUGUGGCUGUUUUCUACCAAUAUAAAGUGUCCGAAAAAAAAUCAUUCUCCAAAUAAUCAAAAGGGAAAUUCAUCAAAGAAACAUUAUCAGAAGAUCAAAUGCCAAAAAAAACCUGAAUUUUGAAUAUUGACUUAAACAAAUGAAUUGUUAUUACGAAUCUAAACAGGAAAAAAAUUAAUAAUGUUAAGUUAAUUGGGUGUAGAUCGAUGGGCAGAGUUUGGCAAUGAUUUUGUUUUAUGUUUUAUUGGAUAUUUUUCCGUGUUUCAGAUGCUGUGAUAGUAUUUUACGUUCCGCAAAAUGAAAAAACUUCAGCAAUACAAGCAAUUCCAAAUUAUUUGUUAAAAAAACCCAACUAUGUAUAUGAAAAGAAGGGACAGCAGACGUUCGCCU
Molecule: messenger RNA, 3511 nt
Organism: Mytilus trossulus (common blue mussel)
Lineage: Eukaryota; Metazoa; Mollusca; Bivalvia; Mytilida; Mytilidae
Exons: 2
Coding region: 309-1889 (526 amino acids)
Cellular component (GO): cytoplasm; nucleus
Source: RefSeq, a predicted model, not a curated record